This is a messenger RNA of Patiria miniata (bat star), 723 nucleotides long. RefSeq lists its product as uncharacterized. The transcript has 3 exons. NCBI's taxonomy places the organism in Eukaryota, Metazoa, Echinodermata, Asteroidea, Valvatida, Asterinidae. The record is from RefSeq and is a predicted model, not a curated record. The coding region runs from base 100 to 549 and encodes 149 amino acids.
ACAGCCAGUUAGUAGUAGUGCACGCAUGUAGUAGGGAAGUACGGCGGUAGUUUGCGAGUGUGUAAAUUCUAAGAUUCUUUAUCAAAUUCAAGCCUCAAAAUGGAAGUUGUGACAGCAGUUUUAGAAAAUCUGAAGGAAAAGGGAGGUGAUCUCAACCGAUAUCCCGGUCUGAUGGACAAUGGUGAACCAGUAGCGGCCAAAUCAGCAUUUAGUUACGUUCCAACAGUUCGAGGUGAUCCGAAGGAACAUUCAGUAUUCAAUAGCACGCAAAAGCCCAGACCACAUUCCACCUACGACAGAUUGUUUCAUAAGCAAGAGGGAUAUAACAACAAGUUACAUCGAUGUGACAGAGAGCAUGCAAAGUCCAAGGGUUUGACCGUUAAUGAUGAGGAAAAGGAGAAGAUUAUUCCAACGUUAUCUUCCACUGUAUACGGACACCGGUUGCAGAAUUUCAACGAUCCACCGGGCAGGGACCACGUGCGUAUCGCUCACGUUCAGACAGAGUUCUACAGUCGGACAGGUAUAAAUAUAUCAACAGAGGAGAACUGAAGAAUAGGAGGAUUCCAACGGUUACCAGGGAUCCAGUAACACUGAUGGGUAAAUGGAUAAUGAAGAGAGGGUCGUUGGAUAUGGACAACUACACCCUCUAUAAAAGUGAUGGCAUUCAGUGACCUGUGACAUUUGACGUUGUGCCGUCACGCUCCAGUGUAUCGUAACGGUUGG